Arvicanthis niloticus (Nile rat) is the source of this 3260-nucleotide messenger RNA. Lineage: Eukaryota; Metazoa; Chordata; Mammalia; Rodentia; Muridae. The record is from RefSeq and is a predicted model, not a curated record.
AGGCCGGGCAGCAGCGACAGGGCGCGGGGUGGCGGGGCGCACCAUGCCCACGUUCGACCAGGCACUGAGGAAGGCGGGCGAGUUCGGGCGCUUCCAGCGGCGCGUGUUCCUGCUGCUGUGCCUGACGGGUGUCACCUUCGCCUUCCUCUUCGUCGGCGUGGUCUUCCUGGGCAGCCAGCCCGACUACUAUUGGUGUCGCGGGCCGCGCGCCACCACGCUGGCCGAGCACUGCGCCUGGAGCACCGAGGAAGAGUGGAACCUCACCACGCCGGAGCUCCACGUCCCAGCAGAGCGCCGCGGCCAAGGCCACUGCCACCGCUACCUGCUGGAGGCCACCAAUACCAGCUCAGAGCUCAGCUGCGACCCACUUGCUGCCUUCCCCAAUCGUUCCGCGCCUCUGGUGCCCUGCAGCAGCGACUGGCGCUAUGUGGAGACCCACUCCACCAUCGUCAGCCAGUUUGACCUUGUCUGCAGCAAUGCCUGGAUGUUGGACCUCACGCAAGCCAUCCUGAACCUUGGCUUCCUGGCUGGGGCUUUUACCUUGGGCUAUGCAGCGGACAGAUAUGGCAGGCUUAUCAUUUACUUAAUAUCCUGUUUCGGCGUUGGCAUCACGGGAGUCGUAGUAGCAUUUGCGCCAAAUUUUUCUGUGUUUGUGAUCUUCCGCUUCCUACAAGGGGUGUUUGGAAAGGGGGCCUGGAUGACUUGCUUCGUGAUUGUGACUGAAAUAGUUGGCUCAAAGCAGAGGAGGAUUGUGGGAAUUGUGAUCCAGAUGUUCUUCACCCUUGGGAUCAUCAUUCUUCCUGGAAUUGCCUACUUCACCCCCAGCUGGCAGGGCAUUCAGCUAGCCAUCUCUCUGCCCAGUUUUCUCUUCCUCCUCUAUUACUGGGUGGUCCCUGAGUCUCCCCGCUGGCUGAUCACCCGGAAGCAAGGAGAGAAAGCCUUGCAGAUCCUGAGGCGUGUGGCUAAAUGCAACGGGAAACACCUCUCGUCAGAUUACUCAGAGAUCACGGUUACAGAUGAAGAAGUCAGUAACCCAUCCUGUUUAGACCUCGUAAGAACUCCCCAAAUGAGGAAAUGCACACUCAUUCUUAUGUUUGCUUGGUUCACAAGCGCUGUGGUGUAUCAAGGACUUGUCAUGCGCCUGGGACUCAUUGGAGGUAACCUCUACAUAGACUUCUUUAUCUCAGGACUUGUGGAGCUGCCUGGAGCUCUCUUGAUCCUUCUGACCAUUGAGCGCCUUGGACGACGCCUUCCCUUUGCGGCAAGCAAUGUAGUGGCAGGGGUGUCAUGUCUGGUCACUGCAUUUUUACCAGAAGGGAUACCAUGGCUGAGGACCACAGUUGCCACCCUGGGAAGACUAGGAAUAACCAUGGCCUUUGAAAUUGUUUAUUUGGUAAAUUCAGAGUUGUACCCAACGACAUUACGGAACUUUGGGGUUUCACUCUGCUCAGGCUUAUGUGACUUUGGCGGAAUCAUAGCCCCGUUCCUGCUCUUUCGACUAGCAGCUAUCUGGCUAGAACUGCCUCUAAUCAUCUUUGGGAUCCUGGCAUCUGUCUGUGGUGGCCUCGUGAUGCUUUUGCCUGAAACUAAGGGCAUCGCCUUGCCAGAGACGGUGGAAGACGUAGAAAAGCUUGGCAGUUCACAGUUGCAUCAGUGUGGCAGAAAAAAGAAAACCCAGGUUUCCACUUCUAAUGUCUGAGGCCCCUGCGUUGCCUGGAGGACCAGAGAAGCUGAGCCUAGAAUAUGCAGUGUGCUUUACCUCCUCUAGGUGGCGCCCUUCCAAGGAACCGUAAAGAUUCCAGAGUAUUUUAUAAGGUCUAAGAUGAAGAUUUAUCACGCUACCCAAGCUUCUGGGAACACAUAAUUUUUCACCUGUUUAGCGAAGAUCCAGUAGGUACACAGAUUCUGCCUAGGCUCUCUUUCAUUGGGAGCAAUGUCUCUUACCCAUUGGGUAAAGAGAGAUGAGAAGGCCCCAAACAGCUCUCCAGUUCUCAGGACAGUCCCAUCCAGGAAGCAGGAUGAACAAACCAAGGCCUGCCACGUGUACAAAAGUGUGCUCAGCUAAUCUGAUCAAGACACAGCCGUGAAGAGUGUUCUGAAGAGUCUGAGAACUGCUAUUUCUGCUUCCCUUGAGCUCCGAAUACAUGCCUUCAACAGAGCCUACGUGUCCGGUGCCCCUCCCCUCCUGUCCCCUGCAGCCGCUGAGGUUCCAGGCCCCAGGUUAGGCACAAUUCCCUAACAAAAACAAGUCAGAAAUCUGCAACACAUCCGAGGGCCUGGCUGUAUUAUUAUGAAGUCAUACUGCGGUCCCCAGAUCCCUGAUAUUUUGCUGCCUCCUUCAGUGGACCGCUAUAAUCACAGAUUCUUUGUUGAGGAAGAAAAAAACAUGGAUUUUGAUUUCCCAGGUCUUAGAAUUUGAAAAGUAAAAGGACAGUUACGUCGUAUUUGUGAAUCCCAUCCCAGUGAUGCCUGCGGCUAAGAGUCCAAAGCACAGACUUUUCUUUAUUCUGUCUCGGGAGAAACAGAAUUUUUGACUUGUCUUGGGAGAAAAACAAAACAAACAAACAAAAAAAAAACAAAUACAAAUAGAUUUGUUGUCCCUUAAUGAUAAAAGUCAAUUGUAUUCACACUUAAAAGAAUUAGCAGCCGAUUUAUAAAUGAUGUCGGAGUUACUAAUGAGGGACUUUUUUAAAAAAAAAAAAAAAGGCUUCUCAAGCAGAGACUCAAAUGUAACACAGUAUUCUAUGUAGUGUGCAGUUCUUGAUAUAUUUUCAGACUCUAUGUGUGUAAAGUUGAAUGGUUCUUCAAUUUCAAACUCGGUGUGGUCAGGCAAAAUUAGCAUCAAAGGGAAACCUUACCAAUGUGGAAUUAAAAACUACGUAUGUGGAGAGCAUAAGACGUGUUUGCAACACGAGAGAAGAUGUGUGUGACUGUAAAACCAAUAGUUCAGUCCUGAAGCACGUGAGAACAGAAUGUGAGUGUUCAGUUUCCCAACAGCCUUUUGGGUAUUCAUUGCCACACCCACUCUGCGUGCACAGUUUGUGGCCUGGCUUCCUGUGUGUUUCAUGGCUGUAGCACAGUUCUCGUUCAUUCUGCCGCCUUUGGGUUGCAUUUCAAGUUGGCAGUUCUGUUUCAUAACAAUAAACGAUUUUUAAACUGUUUUUAAAAAUAUCUAUCCUUUCUCCUCCCUGUGAACAUGUGCUACAGUCAAACACUAUCCCACAUAACACGUGUGUGUUGCUCACUGUCUCCAAACUGGG